AUGGUCCGUACCGUCCUCGCCGCGGCCAUGGCCGGGCUCGCGCAGGCGGUGCCGCAGUUCACAGGCGGGCCCUACACGGGCAUGACGAUGCUGCGGUUCGGCUGCACCAACGUCGUCGUCGACCGGCUCGACCCGCUCGUCAACCCGGGCGUGCGCGGGUCCCCGCACCUGCACCAGAUCGUGGGCGGCGACGGCUUCAACACCACCAUGACCACGGGCGACGUGUCGACGACCGCGCAGUGCACCACCUGCGUCUUCAGCGAGGACCUGUCAAACUACUGGACUGCCAACUUGUACUUCAAGGCGCGGAACGGCACCUAUAAGCGGGUGCCGCAGGGUGGACAUGCCUUCCAGUUCAACGAUAGGUUCAGCACGCAGACCCAGGGCGGUAUCCUCGUGUACUACGCGGCCGACCAGCCCGGCAAGAUCACCGCCUUCAAGCCUGGCUUCCGCAUGCUCGUCGGCGACCCGAACGAGCGGUCGAGGCGCGGGACCAGCAUGAAGCGCCAGAACUGCUACCGCUGCUACACCGGGCCCAACUUUGGCGGCGACACGGGCGCGCCGUGCAUGGACGACCGCGUCGACACCGAGACGCUGCCGAACAAGGUCUGCCCGGGGGGCAUUCGUACAAACAUUCUGUUCCCAACCUGUUGGGACGGCAAGAACCUCGACAGCCCGAACCACAAGGACCACGUCGCCUACCCCGUGACGGGGCCGGCCAACUUCCUGGCGCGCAACGGUGCCUGUCCGGCGUCGCACCCGGUGCGCAUCCCGCAGCUCAUGUACGAGGUGGUCUGGGACACGACCAAGUUCAACGACCGCUCGCUGUGGCCCGCCGACGGCUCGCAGCCCUUUGUGCUCAGCAUGGGCGACCCGACGGGCCUGGGCCAGCACGGCGACUACGUCUUUGGCUGGCAGGACGACUCGCUGCAAAAGGCCAUGGACCGGUCCGGCUGCUUCGGCGCCGAGUGCGGCUCCCUCAAGACCCAGGCCAUCGACCGCGCCCGUGGCUGCACCGUGCCGCGCCGCGUGCACGAGGACAUUGAUAGCUGGCUCACUGAGCUUCCCGGAUCUACCGAGUGGAGCAGAAAGGCGUAG
Messenger RNA from Gaeumannomyces tritici R3-111a-1, 1098 nucleotides. RefSeq lists its product as hypothetical. Bases 1 to 1098 code for a protein of 365 amino acids. The transcript has 6 exons. The record is from RefSeq and is a predicted model, not a curated record. NCBI's taxonomy places the organism in Eukaryota, Fungi, Ascomycota, Sordariomycetes, Magnaporthales, Magnaporthaceae.